ACAAUACCUCACAAGUCAUCACCCAACAAAUUCACCACCCUAUCUUUUCUUACUAUUAUAUAUCAAUUUCUCAUAUAUCCAACCCAAUAGAAACAAUUAUGGCAAGGAACUCAUUCAACUUCCUCAUUAUCAUGGUCAUUUCAGCACUGCUUUUGCUUCCUGGAUCACGUGCAAGCUUUCAGGAAAAGAUAACUAUGAACAUAGAAGAUGGACGCGAAAGCGGCAUAGCAAAGAAAAUAGUUGAGGCAGAAGCAGAAGCAGAAGCAUUAUUACGCGUUGGUGAGCAAGCUAUGCUGGAACAAGUAAUGACAAGAGGCUUAGCAGAUAACCUUAAGAGGUGUAUACCAUGUGGUCAAGACUGCAUUUCCUCAAGAAACUGUUGCUCACCUUGCAAAUGCAACUUCGGGCCACCGGUUCCAAGGUGUACUUUGAAUGCUUAGCUUGCUGCUAAGUGCUAAGCGCUAGCCUUGCUAGUAUGUGCACGAUCCGCUCUAUCUCUUUAUAUAUGCACCUAAGUCCUUUCAUCUCGAUCUGUGUUGUUUGUGUGUAAAAUAAAGUCUUGGUUUUCCAAGACUAGUUAUGUUAUUGGCUUAUGUUUUUCGAAUCUUGAUAUAUAAAUAAGACAAGGAGACCUAUUUCUUGCUUUGCUUA
This is a messenger RNA of Beta vulgaris subsp. vulgaris (sugar beet), 651 nucleotides long. RefSeq lists its product as uncharacterized. The transcript has 2 exons. NCBI's taxonomy places the organism in Eukaryota, Viridiplantae, Streptophyta, Magnoliopsida, Caryophyllales, Amaranthaceae. Bases 99 to 440 code for a protein of 113 amino acids. The record is from RefSeq and is a predicted model, not a curated record.